Messenger RNA from Vespula pensylvanica (western yellowjacket), 808 nucleotides. RefSeq names its product bifunctional transcriptional activator/DNA repair enzyme Ada (gene agt). The transcript has a single exon. Lineage: Eukaryota; Metazoa; Arthropoda; Insecta; Hymenoptera; Vespidae. The record is from RefSeq and is a predicted model, not a curated record. Gene Ontology annotation, biological process: DNA repair. Gene Ontology annotation, molecular function: methylated-DNA-[protein]-cysteine S-methyltransferase activity. Bases 218 to 778 code for a protein of 186 amino acids.
GAAAAAUAUAUUAAAAUUCGUUAUUAUUUUAUUUUUGUAGGAAGUAUUUCGUGAAAAAGAAAAACGUAUUAUUAUUUUUAAAAUAUUGAUAAUUUUAUUGGUUAUUAAACUAUUCUGCUAAUGUGAAUUUUUUUAUGAUACUUGAGAAAGUUUUGAGAAGUUGUAAGAAAAAUAUUUGAGAGUAUUAAGAAUAUAUACGAAGUGAUACAAAAAAACCAUGAUUACCUUUCAAACUAUAUCUUCGGAGACAUAUAAAAAAAAUCAUGAUAAGUUCCAAAUCUAUUAUGAUUUUUACGAUGCACCUUUCGGAAGAUGUAUUAUAGCUUUAACAGAUACCGACAAAGCUAUAUUGCAUUUUGCAUUUGUUGUUAAGGAUGAUAUUGAUGCACUGAAAGAUUUAGAAAAUGAAUGGCCUAUGUCAAAAAUACUAAAAGAUUCUAUUCAAAUGAUAAGUAAUAUUAUGAAAAAUAUUUUUAAUAUGAGCGAUGAAAAAGAAGAGGAAUCAAUAUUGAUACUUCUAAAGGGAACAGAUUUUCAAAUAAAAGUAUGGAAAGCUCUAAUGUCUAUACCAAAAGGUAAAACAACAACUUACGAACAGGUCGCUCAGAUAAUAAACAAACCGAAAGCCGUAAGAGCAGUUGCAACUGCUAUAGGAAAGAAUCGAAUAGCAUAUUUAGUACCAUGUCAUCGUGUUAUGGGAAAAGAUGGUAGUAGUAAAUAUAGUUGUGGAGUCAAAUACAAAGAAAGUAUUUUAUCCUAUGAAAGUAACACAUGUUAAUUUUUAUCAAUUAUAUAAUUUACUUAAUAA